ACUUCCAUCGUCCUUGCUGCUACUGACUCAGGUUUCCUCUUUCACGCCCUUUUCUCGGCUCUGGACGCCAUAUACUACUCGGACUACCUACUGCCUGGCUCUUCAAGACCUCACGCCUCCACGACCACAACAUGUCUAAUUUCGCAGCUCUCAUGGCACUCAGUGUCUCCCAGACCCGACAAUCAGAGGCCGCCGUGCAGUCAGCCCUCGCUGAGCGGCAGAAGAAGGAGGCCCAGAAACGCAAGGAGCAAGAGGAGAAGGAUCGGCGGGAGCAGGAGGUGCAGGCGAAGCUCCGCCUGAAGCGGCUCGAGGAGCAGAAGCGCGACGAGGAGCGCCGGCGGCGGCGGGAGGAGGAGCGGCAGGCGAAGGAGCGCGAGGCGGAGCGCCGCGCAGAGCAGGAGCGGGAUGCCCUGCGGUAUGGCCCCAAAGGAGGGCGCACGGACAAGAGCGGAUAUCCAGUCUCUGGCUCUGCCCGUGGGGGCCGUUCGAACGACGACGACGGCGCAGCCUCCGCGCUCACGCGCGAGGAAAAGCGCCAACGACGCAUGCAGGCGGACCUGCGAGGCAGCAAAGGCUCGUUCAGACGGACGACGGCAGGCUCGGGGUAUAGCAAGCCUGGGAGAAGGCUUCCUGGUGGCGCGGUCGACAUCACGACGAAGACUCUGGGGUUGUCUUCGCAAGCAUCGCCGGGACGGAGCCAGUCGGUCAAAGAGCGCAUUGCGGCGGAGCCCGUGACACUCUACAUGGUGAACCAGCAGAAGCGGGAUACACGCACCAUCGACGAGAUCGUGCAGGACAACGCGAAGCUGCGGCAGGGCAAGGUCCUCGACGGCGACCAGGCGCGCGAGUUCAGCGACUGGUUCGGCAAGGCCAAGAAGGACACCGCGAAGAAGCCCACCACGUCCACGUCCACCUCUCGUGCCAACACGCCCGCCGUCGCAGGGCCCUCCUCGAGCAGCCAAUCCAAGGCCGCCAGCGGCUCCGCCUCCCCACACCCGCUCACAUCUGCAUCGAAGUCGCAAUCUGUUCCCAAAGGCACUCCUCCCGCUGCGCGAGGCAGCGCAAGUGCCCCAGGGAAGUUCGGGAGUGCAUCGAAGGCCACCACCAACGGCAAACCUUCAACUGUCAGUUCUUUCAGCGCUAAGGCGCCCCGUCCCCCCACGUCCGCUCCAUCCAAGUCCGCCGCUCCAGCAAGCCGGCAACCUAUCAAGAAGCGGCCACGCUCGCCGUCCUCAAGCCUCUCGCCCCCUCCGACCAAGCGCCGCCCUGCGGCCGCUGGGUCCGCGCGCAAUGACAUCAGCAGCGAGAUCUGGAAGCUUUUCGGCAAGGAUCGCUCCUCGUACAUCCAGCGCGAUGUGUACAGCGACGAUGAGGAUAUGGAGGCUGGCGCGUUCGACGUCGAGAAGGAGGAGCUGAGAAGUAUGCGCCUCGCGAAGAAGGAGGACGAGCUCGCCAUGGAGGAAGAACGGCGGCACGAGGACGAGAAGCGGCGCCGGCGGAAGGAGAAGGAGAAGCGCGGCUCGUACUGAACGGCGCACGAUAUAUGUAGGUACCCCAUGAACUCAUGCGCCGGGGUGCUGAUCGAAGGACUGGCGACGUCGACAUAUGUUAUCCCAUGCGUUUCUAUCUUCCAUUUGCAGCCUGUAUCUUGCUCUCUUGCCUUCGCUCGUCGCACACUGCUCCUGCUGAUCCCCAUUGCACACCACCAUUACAAACCCGCAUCAUUACUGUAGAAGAACCGCACAUACUUCGUAUACACAUCUUGUAUAUCCCCUGGACUGUAACAACAUAU
Molecule: messenger RNA, 1792 nt
Organism: Trametes versicolor FP-101664 SS1
Lineage: Eukaryota; Fungi; Basidiomycota; Agaricomycetes; Polyporales; Polyporaceae
Exons: 2
Coding region: 132-1529 (465 amino acids)
Biological process (GO): regulation of DNA-templated transcription; nucleosome assembly
Cellular component (GO): nucleolus
Molecular function (GO): histone binding; DNA binding
Source: RefSeq, a predicted model, not a curated record